This is a messenger RNA of Trematosphaeria pertusa, 2780 nucleotides long. Its product is annotated as translation initiation factor eIF-2A. Gene Ontology annotation, cellular component: cytosolic small ribosomal subunit. Bases 254 to 2470 code for a protein of 738 amino acids. The transcript has 7 exons. Gene Ontology annotation, biological process: translational initiation. The record is from RefSeq and is a predicted model, not a curated record. NCBI's taxonomy places the organism in Eukaryota, Fungi, Ascomycota, Dothideomycetes, Pleosporales, Trematosphaeriaceae. Gene Ontology annotation, molecular function: translation initiation factor activity; protein binding; mRNA binding.
CCGCUCUUCACACGGUCCUCCCUCCAAUUCUCGUGCGUCGUGUGUCCUCGGUUCCCCGCGCCCCGUCACUGCUGCGUGCGCCUCGACGUCUGCUCUGCAAGCACAAAGCACGGAAUACGUCACUUCUCGGCGUGUUCGCUCCCUUGGCCGUUCCACACCGCCAACACAGCAGCGACGCAACCCGCACCAGGCUCUCCUCCAGCAGCAUCCUGCCCUUCCACCCGCUGAACCUCUUCUGUGGCUUUGACUAGUCAUGGCGGAACCUACACAGCUGGCUUACCGCACCUCCAAGGGCAUCGGCGUCUUCAACACCGACCCGGUAUAUGAGUCUCUCCCGGGAUUUGAACGGCCCGAAGGCAACCUUCGCUGCUGCUGUUACUCCCCUGACAGCAGGUACUUUGCGUGGGCAUCCCCCGAACAGGUUUCGGUCAUCGAUGCGUCAGUCGGCUACAUCAUCACCACGCUCCCCACGCCCAACGUCUUCGAGCUCGGAUUCUCGCCGCUGGGGACCUACAUCAUCACCUGGCAGCGCCCCGCCAAGGACGACGAAGGAAAUGCUACCAAGAACCUCAAGGUGUGGAGGACUGUGCCCGAGGAUGCAGAGGCCGAGAAUGGACAGGAGCGGACAGUGGUCGGCGAAUACGUGCAAAAGUCUCAGACUGGCUGGAAUCUGCAGUAUACGGCAGACGAGAAGUUUUGCGCCCGCGUUGUGACAAACGAGGUGCAGUUUUACCAGUCUGGCGACUUGAAGACGGUCUGGAACAAGCUCCGCGUGGAGGGCGUGACCGACUUUGCGGUGUCCCCCGGCAAGAACCAUUCAGUUGCUGUUUUUGUCCCGGAGCGCAAGGGGAUGCCCGCCGCAGUCAAGGUCUUCCAGGUACCCCAGUUCGCCGCUCCCGUGUCGCAGAAAACCUUCUACAAGGGAGAUAAAGUGCAGCUCAAGUGGAACGAGCUGGGAACGAGCCUGAUCGUGCUCGCUCAAACCGAGGUCGACAAGACGAACAAGAGCUACUAUGGCGAGACCAACAUGUAUAUUCUGAGCGCCAACGGCUCCUUCGAUUCGCGUAUUCAGCUCGAUAAAGAAGGACCAAUCCACGAUGUGACGUGGUCGCCGAACUCGAAAGAAUUCGGCGUCGUUUACGGUUAUAUGCCUGCCAAGACCACCAUCUUCAAUGCGCGCGCUGUUGCACAGCACAACUUUGAUCUCGGCCCGCGAAACACUAUUCUUUUCUCCCCACACGGCCACUUCGUUCUUGUCGCUGGCUUUGGAAAUUUGGCUGGCCACAUGGACGUUUACGACUUGGAGAAGAACUACGAGAAAAUCUGCACCAUACAAGCAGCAAACUGCACCCACUGCGCGUGGAGCCCGGAUGGCAAACAUAUUCUUACGGCGACCACGAGCCCGCGCCUUCGUGUGGAUAAUGGAAUACGUAUCUGGCACGUUGGCGGCGGCCUUAUGUACAAUGAGGAGAUGGCGGAGCUGUACCAUGUCAUUUGGCGCCCUCAAUCGACGCUUCAACAUCCUCUGGAUGAUCCUCUCCAUCCGAUACCCACUCCACAUCCCUCGGCUCUCGAGUAUCUGAGCAAAAUCAAGACUCCCUCUAAACCCGCUGGCGCAUACCGUCCCCCCGGCGCACGCGGUACCACCACACCUCUGCUGUUCAAGCGAGAAGAUGAGGGAGGCGCUGCAUACACCAAUACCGGAAUCUCGUCUACAACCGCCUCGUUUUCGAACGGCUUCGGAAAGCCUCGCCGCCGUGAGGUGCCAGGUGCGGAGCUUGCCGAGCCUCUGCCACCAGGUGCAGCCCCCGGUGGCGGUGUCAGUUUGACCGGCACCGGAGAAGGCGACGGCGAACUAUCAAAGGCGGCGCUGAAGAACAAGAAGAAGCGAGAAGCCAAGAAGGCGAGGGAGGCGGCGGAAAAGGCUGCGACUCUGGCUGCUGAAGGGAUCACCCCGCCCUCAGGACCGACAAGCGCAGGUCGGAGUCCCGAGCGACGCGAUGGUCGCGAUGGCCGCGAUGGUCGGAACCACCAACGCAGUCGGAGCAAGAAUGGUAUUGGCGGUCAAGGUGAACGGAGUCCUAGCCAGCACCGCAACUACGGUAACAGCCCGCACCGCCGCCAUGGCUCUGGCUUCGAAGACGGCAACUACCGGGCCAACCUAAACCAGCAGCACCACCGCCGCGCUGGCUCUGGCCCUCAGCAACAGCGGGCCGCUCAGCCAGCCCCACCUCCUGCUCCGAUCAAGACUGAGAACCAAGGUCCUGCGCCGGAUCUCACGGUCACGAGCCCCGGUGGUGGGGAUCCCAAGGAUAAGAAGAUCAGGAGCUUGCUGAAGAAGAUCCGCGCGAUUGACGAUCUGAAGAUGAGGCAGGCGGGUGGGGAGAAGCUGGAAGACACGCAAGUCAAGAAAAUUGGCACUGAGGACUCGAUCCGCAAAGAGUUGGCUUUCUUGGGCUUCACGGAGUAAUCGCUUUCUCGUGUUGGUUUGUGUCCUCCAGCGAUCUGGAUGUUUUGCAUUUCCUGGCCCCCGUGUUAUGUCUGAUCUUCGGACGAUGCAACAAUAUCAUACGCCGACGGUUCUGACCUUUAUCCGGGAAGCCUUGCAUCUAGAAUCUUGAUGUUGAAUGAGAAUGGGUGAAGAGGGGAAAGUUGGACAUCGCUGAUAGAAGACAACAAACAUGAAAAUCAUAUUCUUCGCUGUCGAACAAGCUUUCUCGUCUUGAUGGCUAGUUAUUGCAUUCGAGCGGACUCGAAGCAUGCCGCCGGUCUCGGUGCGC